CUACUUGCAAAAUCUUCGGAACAAGUGACUAAAAUAAAGGCAGCCACUGAGGUGCCUACACAUCAGGCAUGCUGAGCACAGUGGAGCAGAUUGGAAUCUGGCUUUUAACUGGCUUUUUAGCCAUUCUUACAAUCUUUUUCAAUAUUUAUAUCAUACUGGUUAACCAGCGAAACUGCAGAAAGAACCACUUACAUCUAUGCCCAGGUGAUACUAUUAUGACUGGUAUAUCCAUUGCUAGUAUUGGUCAUCAAGUCCUCUCUUACUUGUGGAUGACAAUGGUUCAGGUGGACAUAGAGUGUAUAUAUGACACUGUGGAAUCCAUUCUGUUAGUGUUAGUUUUUUCCCUGAAGUUCUCAAUAAUGUGGACCACUGCCUUCCUUACCUUCUUUUAUAGCACCAAGCUGGUAAUAAAGCCUAUCCACUGCUAUACACGCAUUCAGGAUGCUAUUCUAAAGCAUGUUCUCACUGUGGUGAUUGUAAUUUUUGUGUGUAGCUUUACCAAUUGUGUACCACUUUUAACUAUUAUGACAGCUCACAACAGUAGUAUAGAAACCACAGAUUGUGGUACAAUCGUACCAGAAGGGGCUGCUGGACUUGGCUACAUUAUUUAUCUUGUAGUUAGUGCAGACAUUGUUCCAGGAAUAUUGAUGAUCAAAUGCAGCAUCUCCAUAUCAUAUCACCUGUCUAUCCAUCUACGCCACAUGAAGGAAAGCACAAAUGGAGCCCAUGCACCCAAGCUGGGUACACAAAUGAGGGUGAUCAGGAUGAACCUUACCUUGGUGGCUGUGUUUCUUUGCUUUCUAGUUGUAGAUCUUUAUACUCAGUCCAGUGUAGUAUUAAAAGGUGAAAACACAAUGGGUUUAUCCAUUCUCUUUUCCACACUUUAUACUACAGUCAGUGGAUUUGUACUGAUCUAUGGAAAGAAGAGCUUUUGGAAAGAGUUUCUUCACUGGUUUAACCUGUUUUUAGAUGAGUACUCUUGUUUAAGCUACAUGAAAGUACCAGAGAGUAAGACUGUAACGCACACUGCUUCCAAGCACUAA
This is a messenger RNA of Silurus meridionalis, 1043 nucleotides long. RefSeq lists its product as uncharacterized. The transcript is spliced from 2 exons. Gene Ontology annotation, biological process: G protein-coupled receptor signaling pathway. Bases 69 to 1043 code for a protein of 324 amino acids. Lineage: Eukaryota; Metazoa; Chordata; Actinopteri; Siluriformes; Siluridae. Gene Ontology annotation, molecular function: pheromone receptor activity. The record is from RefSeq and is a predicted model, not a curated record. Gene Ontology annotation, cellular component: membrane.